GACCCUGAUCCAAUAGAAUUCUAUUGUGUAUCCUUUGUCAUGGGAAAUAAUUCUGAUCCACCCUGUAGUACAGAAAGUGUUUACCUCUACCAGUGUGUCAAUCUCAAUGAUCAAGUGAUAUAGGCCUAUGCCAUGUCUUUUACUUGUAUAUCAUGAUAUAACCGAUAUCAGGUUGAUUUCUCUUAACAGGGUCAUGAUCGCACGACAAUUACCUGAUUUACAAUCACAAGCCUGGACUGACACUGACAGGAUCGGGAGCUCCAACACUAACAGAGUACAGAGACUGCUGUCAGUGUUCUUCAAAGUCCUUGUCAUACAGCUCUUCCUCGACUGUGAUUGAUCCGCGCCCAAUGAUGUUGCUCCAACGAUUGGUGAGAAGGAUCCCUUUGCCUGGGUCAAGGGCGUAUUCUGUGAGCAGGAAACUGGUGAUGAAUCCGAACAGAAUGACUACCAUGAUUCGGGCGGACUUGAAGCCUGGGCGCUGUUUCUUCGGGUCAGAGGUUGGAGCUUCUAGGCUGCCGCCUUUCAUCAGAAAUGAGGCAUAUGUGAAUGGGAAAUGGGUCUCUGCAGCCAGUGGAAAAACAUUUCAGGUGACCAACCCCGCAACAGGUGAGGUUCUUGGCAGUGUGCCAGACAUGGAUGUACAGGACACUCAAGAUGCGAUAAAAUUGGCACGCGAGGCGUUUGACUCUUGGAAGAGAGUGACGGCCAAGGAGAGAAGCAUCAUUAUGAAGAGGUGGUAUGCUCUGUUGAAAGAAAAUCAAAGUGACCUGGAGAAGUUGAUUACAACUGAAAUGGGUAAACCGCUGAAGGAUGCUAAGGCUGAGAUGGACUACGGUGCAGGGUUUGUAGAGUGGUAUGCGGAGGAAGCCAGGCGGACCUAUGGGGAUGUUAUCCCCACCCCUGCGAGUAGUAAACGCCUCCUGGCGAUCCGACAACCAGUUGGUGUGGCAGCUAUGAUAACCCCUUGGAACUUCCCGAGCGCUAUGAUUACAAGGAAGGCUGCAGCAGCAGUGGCGGCCGGAUGCAGCGUCAUCAUCAAACCGGCGCACGAGACGCCCUUCAGCGCCCUGGCCUUGUGCGAGCUAGCAGAAAGGGCAGGGAUCCCUCCAGGUGUUUUCAAUGUGAUCACGACAGCGCACGAAAACGUCAAAGAAGUUGGGGCCGCACUUUGCAAAAGCCCCCUAGUGGGUGCGUUGUCAUUCACUGGAUCGACAGGCGUUGGAAAGCUUUUGUAUGAACAGUCAGCUAGCACUGUGAAGAAAGUGAGUCUAGAGCUUGGUGGGAAUGCACCGUUCGUCGUGUUUGACUCCGCCGAUGUGGAUAAGGCAGUAGAGGGGGCGGUGGCAUCAAAGUUCAGAUCUUCGGGCCAGACUUGUGUCUGCACAAAUCGCUUGCUUGUUCAAGAAGGUAUUCAUGAUGCAUUUGUCGACAAACUGGCUCAGGCCAUGGAUUUAGCGCUUAAGGUCGGGAAUGGAAUGGAACCAGAUGUUACACAGGGACCCUUGAUUAAUUCUAAAGCUGUGGAAAAGGUUGAAAGCCAAGUCAAGGAUGCUGCUCAAAAAGGUGCUAAAGUUCUACGAGGUGGAAACAGGCAUUCACUUGGCCGUACCUUCUUUGAACCUACGCUUAUCUCUGAUGUAACUGAGAAUAUGCUGUGCAUGAAUGAGGAGACAUUUGGCCCUGUCGCUGCAGUGUAUAAAUUCAAGACAGAGGAGGAGGCUAUUUCUAUUGCCAACUCAACACGCUAUGGAUUAGCAGGUUAUUUUUACUCCAAUGACAUCAGCCAGAUAUGGCGUGUCGCUGAGGAGCUUGAAGUCGGCAUGGUGGGUAUAAAUGAAGGACUCAUAACUGUCGUUGAAGCGCCACUCGGAGGAAUCAAAGAGUCGGGCCUUGGACGUGAGGGAUCAAAGUACGCGCUUGAUGACUACACAGAACUGAAGUACUUAUGUUUUGGAGGAAUUUAACCCUUCCACGCUGCCGACACAAUUUUACUCUUGUGUCAUUCUGUGCCGCGAUGAGGGGUCAAUAUCAUUGAGGCAGAAAUCAUUGUCGUCAACUGUUUAGGGUGCCCGACGUCAUAUCAUUCGAAAUCCAAGAUGGACGAAUGACGUAAUAUCAUUUCAAAUCCAAGAUGGACAUCUUUGUUUAAUCGACAGACUUACAGUGGAAUUCCACAACAGUGACAGAGACAAUGGCGUAAUUGACAUGACGUCAUUGUGUUGGUGUGACGUCACACUGUUAGUGGCAGCAGUCUUUGACUGGUUCUUUUGGCCUAUUCCUGUAAAAAAAUGCUAAAAAACUGUAAAAUGUGAUUCAGGGUUUCUUUGUGAUUCUUAUUGUAUAUACAUAAUUAGAUAUAAAUAUCGUCAUUAUAAGGUUUAAUUUACAUAAUUAGGUAAAUGCCAUUGUUUUUCUUAUAAAGUUACUUUUACAACUGCAGGCAGCAUCUUGUAAUGAUGUUCUAGUCGACAUUACAAGUUUGAAUCGGUGUACAGUAGUCCCUCUCUAUUAAGGACACCCACCGGACUGACAAGUGCUGUCCUCAGUAGAGAGGUGUCCAGAUAAGAGAGGUCAAAUUGAAUGGAAACACCCAAUUUGGGACCAAAACUAGUGUCCUUAAUAGAGAAGUUGUCCUUAAUAGAGAAGUGUGCGAUAAGGGAGGUUCUACUGUACUUGAAUGUCAUUUCUAAUAAACAAGUUUGAACCGCGGUGUACAGUAGUCCCUCUCUAUUAAGGACACCCACCGGACUGACAAGUGCUGUCCUCAGUAGAGAGGUGUCCAGAUUAGAGAGGUCAAAUUGAAUGGAAACGACCAAUUUGGGACCAAAAUUAGUGUCCUUAAUAAAGAGGUUGUUCUUAAUAGAGAAGUGUGCGAUAAGAGAGGUUCUACUGUACUUGAAUGUCAUUUCUAAUAAACGUUUUUUAUGACU
This is a messenger RNA of Lineus longissimus, 2933 nucleotides long. Its product is annotated as glutarate-semialdehyde dehydrogenase-like. NCBI's taxonomy places the organism in Eukaryota, Metazoa, Nemertea, Pilidiophora, Heteronemertea, Lineidae. Bases 351 to 1967 code for a protein of 538 amino acids. The record is from RefSeq and is a predicted model, not a curated record. The transcript is spliced from 12 exons. Gene Ontology annotation, biological process: GABA catabolic process. Gene Ontology annotation, cellular component: mitochondrion. Gene Ontology annotation, molecular function: succinate-semialdehyde dehydrogenase (NAD+) activity.